GAGGGGCGCGGGUGGCGCUGGGAGGCCCCUGUUAGCAGCAGCGGUCAGAGCUGAGGCGAGCGACGGGAAACUGUCGCUGUUCAGAGCCGAGUAGCGACUGAAACUUCACUGCCAAGAUGUCCGACGACGAGCAAGAACAGACCAUAGCCGAGGAUCUGGUGGUCACCAAGUACAAGAUGGGGGGUGACAUCGCCAACCAGGCUCUUCGUCUGGUCGUGGAAGCAGCCAAGCCUGGGGUGAAUGUUCUCAGCCUCUGUGAAAAGGGGGACGCAUACAUCAUGGCUGAGACUGGAAAGGUCUUCAAGAAGGAAAAGGAAAUGAAGAAAGGCAUUGCCUUUCCCACCAGCGUCUCAGUCAAUAACUGUGUUUGCCACUUCUCUCCCCUGAAGAGUGACCCUGACUACACACUUAAAGAUGGGGAUCUGGUCAAAAUAGAUCUAGGGGUUCAUGUCGACGGAUUCAUUGCCAAUGUUGCUCACAGCUUUGUUGUGGGAGCCAGUAAGGAGAACCCCAUCACAGGCCGCAAAGCUGAUGUAAUCAAAGCGGCCCAUCUGUGUGCAGAAGCAGCUCUUCGCCUUGUUAAACCUGGUAACCAGAACACUCAAGUGACAGAAGCCUGGAACAAGAUCGCUCAGUCGUUCAAAUGCUCACCUAUCGAGGGUAUGCUGUCUCAUCAGCUAAAGCAGCAUGUCAUAGAUGGAGAGAAGACCAUCAUCCAGAACCCAACAGACCAGCAAAGGAAGGACCAUGAGAAAGCAGAGUUUGAGGUGCAUGAAGUCUAUGCUGUGGACGUCUUGAUUAGCAGCGGAGAAGGGAAGGCCAGAGAUGGAGGCCUGAGGACCACCAUUUAUAAGAGGGACCCCAGUAAGCAGUAUGGCUUGAAGAUGAAAACUUCCCGUACGUUCUUCAGUGAAGUUGAACGACGCUUUGAUGCCAUGCCCUUCACUCUUAGGGCGUUUGAGGAUGAGGCCAAAGCCCGUCUGGGUGUGGUGGAAUGUGCCAAACAUGAAUUGCUACAGCCCUUCAGUGUGCUCCAUGAGAAAGAAGGAGAGUUUGUAGCUCAGUUUAAGUUCACAGUGCUGCUGAUGGCCAACGGGCCUCACAGAAUCACCAAUGGACCCUUCGACCCAGACUUCUACAAGUCAGAGCAUGAAGUUCAGGACCCAGAGCUAAGGACUUUACUACAGAGCUCUGCAAGCCGUAAAACACAAAAGAAAAAGAAAAAGAAGGCCUCAAAGACGGCAGAAAAUGCAACUGGACAGCCAACUGAGGACACAGAAGCAGCAGGAUAAACAAAUGAAUACUGCCUUUCCACACAUGCGAGACCCCAGAGAGAAGCAAGAGAAGACAUAAAAUGCCCUAAACUCUCUGCCUAUCAUAGUAGAGUUGAUUUCACAAAUUAAACUGAUGAAUUCAUGAGAACUUUGGAAUCAGUUGAAUAUUUGAAGGAUCCUACAUGGAUGCUUAACCCUUUACUGCAUUGAAGAAAAGUACCAUGGGAGGAUUUUUGCUGUGUUUUUCUUGCCUAACUUGAGUAGGAAAUAAAGACUAUUUGCAAAUAGUUACAUCUUUGAAAAGACUUGUUGCCAAAUGGUAAAUGUGCGACUUGUGCCUGUUUUUGUAAAUUUAAAAAUCAUCAUGCUUGUAUUAUUUGCAGCUGAAAAUUUCCUUUUCAGUAAAGGUGUAGCUUACAGUGGGUGUUAAUGGGAGCAAAUCGGUCUGAUUUUGACAUACAUCUAUAAAGGGUUUGUAAAUGGAUACUUUUGUCACUUUAUAUUUGUCAUUUCAAUGUAAAGGCAUCAGUGUAUCCAAGUCCACCUGGGUAGCUUGUAGCUUGAAUGGGAUGUUUUGACUGAACUGUCACAUGUUGCUUCCCUUUGGCAACAAAGUUAAAACAAUUUAUCUUUCACUUUACAGUGAAAAUGAAUAUCCAGAUGUUUUUGGAAAGUUAAGGAGAACCUUUUCACCUCAUAAGUGUGUGAAUCGGUGGGAAUGAUGAUUUUAGUCAUCCACUGUAUUAUCACACAGCUGAGACCUUAAAGCAUUUAAAAACAUGUCAUCAAAAACUAUUUUUCUUGACUACACCAUGCAGUAAAGGGUUAAAUUAUGAAUUUGACCCAGUCAUAAAGAAUGAAAUUAGAAGUUUUGUUACAAUAAUUUCAAAAAUGUAACUCAAAAUUGACCGUGACCACAUGUAUUGUAAUAUAAUAGACGGCUUUUGCUCCAGAGUUAAAUGUAGUGAGGGUUUAUGGGUACUCUUCUAUCAUCUUGACCUGACCACAGUUUUGGCUGAAGCUACAAUGUUUUAACCACGCAAGAUUUUUUUACAGCAAUAACUAGAGCAAAAGACCAGAGUAUUUUUUAAGAGCACAAGCAAAAAAAAACAUACAAUUGUAAUCAGCUUGACUUUAGGGAACAAAUUGCUAUGUUUACUGCCAUUCCCCUUGAACUUUAUGAAAAGAUAGAAAUGUUUAUGUUCCAAUUUUGAAAGACUUUUUUCUAUUUGUGACACCUGUAACUUGCUUUACUACAUCAUUAAUCUUGUGAAUCGUGAAAGCGGAAGCUGAUCAGGUUUUUAAAAAAAGAGAAAAGAAAAAAGGUUUUGUGGGUGUCUUCAGUGGAGUUCGAUGAGUGAGAGUUUCAUUUAAAGGUCUGUGACAGUGUUGGGUCACAUUUGUCAACAAGUGAAUCUGUUGAGCAAAGUAAAAUCCUGCGUUGUAGCUCAGUCAGUGGCUGAUGGAACUUUACAUCUAAUGAAAUAAAAACAUUUUCAUACA
Messenger RNA from Seriola aureovittata, 2777 nucleotides. RefSeq names its product proliferation-associated 2G4, a (gene pa2g4a). The record is from RefSeq and is a predicted model, not a curated record. NCBI's taxonomy places the organism in Eukaryota, Metazoa, Chordata, Actinopteri, Carangiformes, Carangidae. The transcript has 13 exons. Bases 117 to 1292 code for a protein of 391 amino acids.